Diachasma alloeum is the source of this 1130-nucleotide messenger RNA. RefSeq lists its product as uncharacterized. The record is from RefSeq and is a predicted model, not a curated record. NCBI's taxonomy places the organism in Eukaryota, Metazoa, Arthropoda, Insecta, Hymenoptera, Braconidae. The transcript is spliced from 3 exons. Gene Ontology annotation, molecular function: protein binding. The coding region runs from base 218 to 766 and encodes 182 amino acids.
GUUGGAGGAGUUGGGUGGGGAAAAAUAGUUAGUGCUCGUGUACCAGAUGGAAGAAAGAGAAAACUGAGAGUACGGAGCUUUAGGUCAGAUGGUCGGGGGGCUUGAAAGUUGAUAUAAAGGCGGGUACGAGGUGACAAGAGCGGUGAACGUAUCUAGAACUUCCCACAAGAAGGCAACACACGUCCAACGUCCGGCAGUCCGGGCUGGAGGCUGAAAGAUGCAACUUGCCACACCAAAAUUUACCAUCAUUUUCCUCAACAAUACUUACCAUAUUUCAAGAUUGGUGUGGUUAGUUGUGCUGGGAUUGACGGCUUAUCUGGUCGAAUCAGCUCAGCCAGACCCACCAGCAUCUGGCAUUACAACCGUUGGCUCUCUCAGAAUAGCCACUGCUGAAGACUGCGCUGGAGUAGUGGCAUUUUCCGCAACAUUAGGCACGAAUAAUGAUGCCCGCCUCAUCUUCAGCCAAACGUUGGUCAACAAGGGCGUCGGCUAUGUCGCUGAAACAGGUAUAUUCACAACACAUUGCCCUGGACUCUAUCAAUUUAGUUUCGCUGGAUAUGGAAGCUCAGAUUUGAAAUUAACACUCAAGCGAAAAGCCAAUAAAUCGGAAAACUGGAGACCAAUCACAUCUGUUGGGCCUGGUGGCGGUGGAGCAAAUAUUGUACUGUUUGAUGCUGAAAUUGGUGAUCAAUUUGCCGUAUUUGUUGACGCUGGUAAAGCCACUGAAGGCAUGACGUACACUGGUUAUCGCGUUUCAAAAAAAUAAUUAGUAACAAGGAAAGUGAAAUGAUGAAAUUCAUUAGGCUGGAAUUUUCAUUGAUAAAUCAAUGCGAAGGAAAUUCAAAAUGAAAAAGAAAUAAUUCGCUGCCCCCACGCUACUCCCGAAGUACCUUUAUUUGUGCAUGCUAACGUUUUUUUUCUUCUUUCUCCAUCUAUUAGAUUUUACCGAGUGAUCCAUGGUCGGAUCCAUUGCAACUACCUGUGAUAGCUCCUAUUCUGUUCUACGCUACCUACCAUAACAACCUGAUUUGACUUUUUUUCAUUUUAAUUACAACUCAUUAAUUUCUAUUUCCAAUUUUCUAAUACUCUCUCUCUCUCUCUCUCUCUCUCUCUCUCUCUCUCUCUCUCUC